AUUCUAGGAGGUUAAACCCACUGAGCGUGUGUCUAGUUUCAAAUUAAAUUACCCUUUUCUUAAAAACAAUUUAAUUUUUCCAAGUACUCAUUUAAUACGCCUGAACGAGAAAUAAGGAUAUUUUGUGUGUGCCGUAUUAAGAAUAAACCAAUUGUGAUUUUCAGAACUAAAGUGUGAUUUGUAUUUUAAAUAAUUUACCAAGAAUAAACAAAAUGAAACCAUUUCUAAUUGUGUGUGCCUUGUUGGUUGCAACAUGCUCGGCAUCGUAUCAUGGCGCCGUAUCAACACAAUAUGCCCAUUUAGAUCCUCAUAGCCAUAGCUAUUCGUAUGGUUAUGCAGAUCCCAAUUCACAGAAACAUGAAACUCGCUCGCAUGAUGGCGUCACGCAUGGCAGUUAUUCGUACAUUGACGGACAUGGCCUUAAACAAACUGUUUCGUAUACCGCCGAUCCUCAUCAUGGUUUCCAUGCUGUUGGUACCAAUUUGCCAAAGGCCCCCUCCCCCAUUUCACCCGUUCUAGGUCAUGCUGUAGCCGCUUAUGAUGGUGGUCAUGGAGGUUAUGCUGCCGGUCAUGCUUAUCACGGACCCCAAGCCCAUAUUACUUUGACCCAUGAAGGUGUGCCUCAUGAUACUCCCGAAGUGGCCCAUGCUAAGGCUGCACAUGCUGCUGCUCAUGCUGCCGCCGCUGCUGCUUCCUACGAUCAUGGUGGUCAUCAUUUGUACAAACGUUCUUUGUGGGGUCAUGGUGCCUAUGCCCAUCAAGCUGUUGCUCCUAUUGUCUUGACCCAUGGUGGUGUGCCAGUAGAUACGCCCGAAGUACAACAUGCCAAAGCUGAACAUUAUGCCGCCCAUGCCAAGGCUUUAGGAGCUGCCGCUCAUGGCCAUGGCGCCCCCUUGGAUACACCCGAAGUUGCUCAUGCUAAAGCUGCCCACUUUGCCGCCCAUGCUGCUGCCAGUCAUGGUGCUCCUUCUCAUGCUAUUGCUGCUCAUGGCUAUCAUGUACCUGUCAUUCACAAUGGUGUUCCCGUAGAAACUCCCGAGGUACAACAUGCUAAGGCUGCCCACUAUGCCGCCCUUGCUCAAGCUUCCGCCUCUGCUGGUCAUUCUGGUGGCGAUGAUGGCAGCUGGGCUGGUGAUCAUGGCAGCUAUGGUGGUGGACACGGUGGUGCCCCCAGCCAUUAUGCCACUGCUGCCCAUCACGGCCACUAUGGUCCCUAUCAUGGACCCCUGCAUAUUCCAGUCAUUCACAACGGUGUGCCAGUAGAACCCGCUGAGGUCCAACAUGCCCGUGCUGCUCAUUUAUCUGCCUUGGCCGCUGAAAGCCAUAAAUCAGCUGGUCAUGGUGGUUACUACGGCGGUGGUAAAUGGUAAUUCUGAAUGGUAAAUUCAAAAUUUUGUUUAAUAACUUUCGGAAGAGGUGAUACAACACAUACACUUAAAGCAAACGGAACUGAUUUAACAACAUGAAGUUAAAACGAAAAUGGAUAUUGUUAAUAUUAUAUAAAAGAAAAAAAUAAUAAUAAUUUUAAAUGUUUAAGUUGAAAAACAUUGAAGAGUAAUACAUACAACUUUCUACUUUUAACUCAACGAACCUUACUUUCCUAACUAUCCAAUUUCCAGCUGUCCAAUUUCCUCUAUGUCUCCAGAAACUUUACACGCGCUCUUUAUACAUUUCUAUUAUUACAGGAGAUGAUCUAAAGGAUUUUGCCUGUAAUAAUUAUUUCAACUGUUUUUCUCUAAGUAAACUAUUUUUAACUCUAUAAUCUAACUAAAAGAAACUCUAUAAACUUUAUAAUCUCACUUAGAAAACUUUUAGCUCUCUUUUAACUGUUAUACAACUUAUCACUGCCCUUAGUCUUUAAUUACUUAAUUUCUACAUGACUUUCUCUGACUCUAUCUCUCUAAGUUUCUUUCUUCAUAACAGAGUUUCUUUAUUACUCUCUAAGUAUAUUUCCUUUCAAACGAGAUUCUGGUAUUUUUAUUUACUUUAAAGUGUCCUUAAAAUAACUUUUUCUAUCUUCUACUUCAAAUACCUUUACAACUGUAAUCUUUUUCUUCUCUUUCCUCGAUCUCUUUAGAUCUUAUUACUCUUUCUAAGUCUUUUAACUUCUAACUCAAUGACCACCAUCCUCCUAGGCACACACACACCCACUCUCUUUCUCAAUUUUUUUUACUAACUAACUUGAUUUAUGUAGCCAACGAUUUUGCCAAUGCCCUGAAUUUGAUUUUAUCUCUUUUUAACUCAUUUAUUACUAUUAUACUAAAUGUUAUUUAACGUCAUCUGGGGGACCUAUCUGCUCUCCCGAAGACAACAAUUGUUUAAGCUAAAUAAUGAAUUUAUUUCAAUAUUUCUAUUUUACAUAUUUCUCUCUCUGUGAAUAAUUUUAAAGCAUAUUAAUUAUUUAAAAUAGAUGUUGUAAAUACUAUUGUAAAAUAUAUAUAAAAAAUCAAAAAAAAAAACGAAUUAUAAAUAUGAAUAUUGUUAUCUUAAUUGAAACAUAUUGAAAAACUGCAUGCAAAGACAAAUAAACUGAUACAAAAAGUAUUUAAAAAAAA
This is a messenger RNA of Calliphora vicina (urban bluebottle blowfly), 2555 nucleotides long. RefSeq names its product cuticular protein 92F (gene Cpr92F). NCBI's taxonomy places the organism in Eukaryota, Metazoa, Arthropoda, Insecta, Diptera, Calliphoridae. The transcript is spliced from 2 exons. The record is from RefSeq and is a predicted model, not a curated record. Bases 213 to 1370 code for a protein of 385 amino acids.